AAACGUAUNUAUUUAAUUCAUUCAUUCAUAUGCAUAUUGAUUAAUUCAUCAAUGAAUUAAUUAUUUGAGAAUCUGAUCGGUGGCUGAUUGAAUCCCCCAAAACAGGGCGUUGAAGAAGAAGAAGCGCAAGCGGAGGAGAGGCGGAGCAAGUGGCCGACGUGGCUGCAACCUCUGCUGCGCACAAGCUUCUUCGGUCAAUGCAAAGUCCACGCGGCGGCGCACAAGAGCGAGUGCAAUAUGUUCUGCUUGGACUGCGUCAAUGGACCCCUCUGCUCUCUCUGCCUCACUUCCUCUCACAAGCUCCAUCGCUCCAUACAGAUACGGCGAUCUUCGUAUCAUGAUGUGAUAAGGGUGGGCGAGAUACAAAAGCACAUGGACAUAACAGGUGUGCAGACUUACAUAAUCAACAGUGCAAGGAUUGUGUUUCUAAACCAAAGGCCACACCCACAGAAGCAGUCCAAAGGAGCUGCGGCUAACGCUUGCCGAGUCUGCCACCGAAACCUCCUCGACUCCUUCCUUUUCUGCUCCCUUGGCUGCAAGAUAGCUGGAAUGUCAUCAAAGAACUUUGACAAGGAGAAAACAAGAGAAAUAGAUAUGAAUGCAAUGCAAUACAAGAUCCUUAGCAGCUUCACUCCAUCUACACCACCUCGAACUUCAAUGAUGAGUAGCUAUAGAACCACAAAAAGGAGAAAGGGAAUUCCCCACCGAGCUCCAACGGGAGGACUUCCCAUCGAAUGUUGAAAGGCAUUAUCAUGCACUUGCUUGUGCUUUUACCACUAAUUAAUUAUAUACUCGUUUGCUCUCUUUUUUUUGUUUUUCGGUUUAAGUUGUUGUGGAAGUUCCAGCAUACCGAGCUGUGGCAAUGGAGGAGGCCGAUGCUGGAAUUCUGAAGUCUGGUUUUGUGCAGUAUAUUGUCGUAUAUAGAAUAAAAUGGCAUAGAAUGAUGUAAUAAUGGGUUGUAGGAAUUAUAAUCUGAAGGUUUGAAAACGAAUAAUAUUGGAUAUAAAAAAAUUUGGUUUUGUUUAGAUUUUUUUGUUCGGUUUGGUUAAUUUUGAAAAAGUUGGUAUGGUUAGUUGU
This is a messenger RNA of Striga asiatica, 1077 nucleotides long. Lineage: Eukaryota; Viridiplantae; Streptophyta; Magnoliopsida; Lamiales; Orobanchaceae. The record is from the annotation of a GenBank genome assembly.